ACAAAACCUUUUAAGAAAAGAAACAAAAAACAACUUUUCUUCAAACAAUAAGUCAUCAACGAUGCCGGCUCUAAAAGUGUUAUCGGCGUUAGAUGUGGCGAGGAUACAGUGGUACCAUUUCAAGGCCAUAAUCGUCGCCGGAAUGGGUCUCUUCACCGACGCUUACGAUCUCUUCUGUAUAGCUCCGAUCAUGAAAAUGAUCGGCCAUAUCUAUUACCACAAAGACUCCAUUGGAACCGCUGUUCUCUCCACUUCUUACGCCAUCGCUCUCCUCGGCACCGCCUUAGGUCAGCUCAUCUUCGGCUACUUAGGUGACAGAGUCGGACGGCGAAGAGUCUACGGUCUCUGUCUCAUGAUCAUGGUCUUAAGCUCCUUCGGCUGCGGUUUCUCUGUCUGCACGACUCGCCGUUCUUGCGUCAUAGCGAGUCUUGGAUUCUUUAGAUUCGUCCUAGGGCUAGGGAUCGGUGGAGACUACCCUCUCUCCGCCACGAUCAUGUCGGAGUUCGCUAAUAAACGGACGCGUGGGGCUUUUAUCGCCGCCGUGUUCUCCAUGCAGGGGCUAGGGAUCUUGAUGAGCUCAGCCGUUACGAUGGCUGUGUGUGAGGCGUUUAAGAACGCCGGAGAAGGGAGUUUGGAGAAAAUGAGAGCGGCAGGGAUGGAGACUUUGGCUCCGCCGGAAGCGGAUAUUGCUUGGAGGUUGAUUCUGAUGAUCGGUGCUCUUCCCGCCGCUUUAACGUUUUACUGGCGAAUGCUUAUGCCUGAAACCGCCAGAUACACAGCAUUAGUUGAGAACAAUGCAAUUCAAGCAGCAAGAGAUAUGCAAAAAGUCAUGUCCGAAUCCAUAUUAUCUCAAAUAGCCGAAGAUACAUCAUCAGAGCCGCCACAACAACCACCGUCUUCUUCCCCCUACAAACUCUUCUCUCGCCGCUUCUUCAGACUCCACGGCCGUGACCUCUUCGCAGCUUCGGCCAACUGGUUCCUAGUCGACGUGGUCUUCUACACAAGCAACCUCCUCCUCUCUCAAAUAUUCACCUUCUCCAACAAACCUCUCAAUUCCACAAACGUCUACGACUCUGCCUUCGAGGUGGCUAAGGUCGCAGCCAUCGUAGCCGCGUGCUCAACCAUCCCCGGUUACUGGUUCACGGUUUACUUCAUCGAUAGAGUUGGUCGAGUCAAGAUUCAGAUAAUGGGAUUUUUCCUCAUGGCCGUUGUUUACUUAGCCGCUGGCAUCCCCUACAGUUGGUAUUGGUCUAAGCAUGAGAAGACUAAUAAAGGCUUUAUGGUUCUCUACGGAUUAAUCUUCUUCUUUAGCAACUUUGGACCUAAUACGACGACGUUUAUAAUCCCAGCGGAGCUUUUUCCGACAAGGUUUAGGUCAACGUGUCAUGGGAUUUCAGGAGCUGCCGGGAAGCUUGGAGCGAUAGUUGGGACUGUUGGUUUCUUGUGGGCCACGAAACACGAUGAAAAGGAGAAAGAGGACGUUUUUCCAGACGUGAAACGCGUGAGGAUCGCGUUUUUGAUCCUUGGCGGCGUUUGUAUCGCUGGGGUGUGUAAGGAAUGUGUUUUCAAUAUAUCCUUUACAUGAGAAGGAAGAGAUAUAUAUACUAGAGCACAUG
Brassica rapa (field mustard) is the source of this 1616-nucleotide messenger RNA. Its product is annotated as probable inorganic phosphate transporter 1-9. NCBI's taxonomy places the organism in Eukaryota, Viridiplantae, Streptophyta, Magnoliopsida, Brassicales, Brassicaceae. Gene Ontology annotation, biological process: transmembrane transport. Gene Ontology annotation, cellular component: membrane. Gene Ontology annotation, molecular function: transmembrane transporter activity. The record is from RefSeq and is a predicted model, not a curated record.